AAAAAAAAAACCAAAGCAUCCAAAACAACCUGGCCAACGCAACAAUUUUCCUAUGUCCGUGCCCUAACCUGCGCCCUCUGCUUUCCUGCACCCGUGCCUACUCCUCUCAGUGUCAAGUAGAGAUCAAGGCCGUCAACUAGCCCCGUCGCCCGUCCGCCUCUUCUCCUUUGCAUGCAGAGGACAAGUCCAGCCACCUUUCUCUUUGCCUCUCCUUCACACACAGAGACUUAUAGCAAGGCCACUCGCCUUGCCUGAUCCCAUCGCCACCUCACCUGAUAACGUCGCCGCCUCGCCUAAUCCCGUUGUCGCAUCUCCGUUCAAGCUGAUUGGCCGAUUAGAAUCAAUGACAAUGAGGCUUCGGAUUGCGAUGGACGGAGAGGAGCUAACGGCCCAACAGACGGCUUUAUAUGACCGACAAAUCCGAGUAUGGGGCGUCGAUGCGCAGAAACGGUUAAGCAAGGCCAAUGUGCUGGUUAGUGGACUGAAUGGGACACUUGCUGAGUUCUGCAAGAACAUUGUUUUAGCUGGAGUUGGAAGCUUGACCCUGAUGGAUGAUCGCUUGGUUAAUGAGGAUGCCAUUCAUGCCAACUUUUUGAUUACUCCUGAAGAGGCUAAACAUUCAGGGAGUUCCCUUGCUGAAGUUUACUGUAAUGCUUUGAAAGAAUUCAAUCCUAUGGUCCAUGUUUCAGUUGAAAAAGGUGAUUUACAUCAGUUUGCUGGAGUUUUCCUUGACAAGUUUGAUGUUGUAGUUAUUAGCUGUUGCUCUCUUAAAGAUAAGAUCGCAAUUAACAACAAAUGUCGAGAAAGGCAAAAGCGGAUUUCAUUUUACACGGUUGAAUGCAGAGAUUCAUGUGGUGAAAUUUUUGUUGACCUGCAGAGCUACGCAUCUGCUAAGAAAAAAUCUGAUGGUACUGAAGAGUGCCAGUUGGAGUAUUCAAGUCUGGAGGAGGCAAUUUCAUCUUCUUGGCGGCAUCUUCCCAGCAAAACAACCAAAACAUACUUUGCUAUGAGAGUUCUGGAACACUUCGAAUCAUUGCAAAACCGUAAGCCUUGUCAGUUUUCUGUCUCUGAUCUUCCUCAUGUGUUGGAGAUAAGGAAGAAUCUAUGUGAAGCACAGGGAUUGAAUGAAUUUCACAUCCCAGACAUCUUACUGAAUCGUCUCGUUGCAGCUGGUGCCAGAGAGCAUCCUCCUGUAUGUGCUAUCCUUGGUGGAAUUCUUGGCCAGGAAGUCAUCAAGGCCAUCUCUGGCAAAGGUGAGCCUAUCAAGAACUUCUUUUACUUCAACGCUGCAGAUGGGAAAGGCAUUAUAGAAGAUAUACCUCCUGCAUCUGUUUACUGAGAUUGUAUUUGAAUUUUGGAUUGGCUGAGAUGUCAAAGAAGCCUAAUAUUGCUUUCUUAGUUAGUUUGGUAUUUGUAGUUUUACUAUGAGGUUUACUAAUGUACAAAUGCGACUUUAUAUAUGAUUCAGUUUCACGUAAUUAAUCCCUUCAAUUAUA
This is a messenger RNA of Dendrobium catenatum, 1496 nucleotides long. Its product is annotated as SUMO-activating enzyme subunit 1B-1. The transcript has 12 exons. Gene Ontology annotation, biological process: protein sumoylation. Gene Ontology annotation, cellular component: SUMO activating enzyme complex; cytoplasm. Gene Ontology annotation, molecular function: SUMO activating enzyme activity. The record is from RefSeq and is a predicted model, not a curated record. Lineage: Eukaryota; Viridiplantae; Streptophyta; Magnoliopsida; Asparagales; Orchidaceae. The coding region runs from base 344 to 1339 and encodes 331 amino acids.